Bactrocera oleae (olive fruit fly) is the source of this 1198-nucleotide messenger RNA. RefSeq names its product 3-oxoacyl-[acyl-carrier-protein] reductase FabG-like. The record is from RefSeq and is a predicted model, not a curated record. Lineage: Eukaryota; Metazoa; Arthropoda; Insecta; Diptera; Tephritidae. Gene Ontology annotation, molecular function: oxidoreductase activity.
GAAUUUGAUAUGUUUGGCACUUGUAUGCACCCACUUUCUGUUUAUACUAUCAACGCCCCAAAAAUUAUUGAUUUAUAGUGGUGAAAUAGCAAGCCAUAAUGUCCUAUAUGUAUUAUAUAAAUAGAUGAAAUUGACACAAUCAACAAUGAACACUUGAUUAUAAAUUCAAAAGCAGCUGACACUUUUAUCCACCCGCUCAUUUUUUUUAUCUUAUCACUGCCCCAAAAACUAUUGAAUUAUUAGUGUGAAAUAGUAAACCAAAAUGUCUGUAUUUGGUAUAUAAAUAACAUAAUUAGACACAACAGCUCAGUUAAUUCAGCGCCGUGAUUUAGAAUAGUUCAAAAUGAGUCUAGUUGGUAAAGUUGUAAUUGUAACCGGAUCAAGUUCCGGCAUCGGUGCCGCCACAGCUGAGGCCUUUGCCAAGCAGGGUUCCAAAGUAGUGAUCACAGGACGAAAUGAAGCAAAUCUGAAAGCUACUGAGAAAGCCUGUAAAGCAGCGAACAGCAAAGUGGAACUAUUAUUAAUUACCGCUGAUGUAACAACAGACGCUGAGAAGAUUAUCAAAACAACAAUUGACAAGUUCGGACAGUUGGAUGUGUUGGUGAAUAAUGCCGGUUAUGGUGAAGUGGGUUCAAUUCUGGAUAUUGAUGUCGAUCAAUUUGAUCGCGUUUUAAAUACAAAUUUGCGUUCAGUCUUCCUGCUGACUAAAUACGCCGCACCAUAUCUCGUGAAGACCCAAGGUAAUAUCGUGAAUGUCUCCAGUGUCGGCGGAUUGCGCUCAUUUCCAGGUGUUUCGGUCUACUGCACCUCCAAAGCGGCACUGGAUCAAUUCAGCAGAUGUAUCGCCUUGGAUUUGGCGCCGAAAAAUGUACGUGUGAAUGUCGUAAAUCCAGGUUUGAUUGUCACAUCAUUCCAUAAGCGUCUUGGCAUGUCGCCGGAAGAAUAUGCUAAACAUUUGGAGCAUUCGAAGUCUACACAUGCAUUGGGUCGCGUCGGCCAAGCCAAGGAAGUGGCCGAUGCCAUUAUUUUCCUUGCAAGUGACAAUUCGAGCUUUAUAACGGGCGCAACUCUGCCGAUCGAUGGUGGCAAACACGCCAUGUGCCCGCGUUAAUAUUUCCUUCAAAUGUAAUUUAGUACUUUUAAGCAUAUAUGUAUAUAUAAAUUUAAAAAAAUUAAACGUUCAUGUUAAAAAAAAAAA